Messenger RNA from Tarenaya hassleriana, 1016 nucleotides. RefSeq lists its product as uncharacterized. The transcript has 3 exons. NCBI's taxonomy places the organism in Eukaryota, Viridiplantae, Streptophyta, Magnoliopsida, Brassicales, Cleomaceae. The coding region runs from base 37 to 705 and encodes 222 amino acids. The record is from RefSeq and is a predicted model, not a curated record.
CGAAGAAGAGAUGAGACUCAAAUGAGCUGAGCAAAAAUGACCCUUCUCGCGCCAGCUUUGCCUCUGCCCCUGCCGUCUCUAGAUUUCAAGGCAAAAGCCUUUGCAUCUGUGCCUUGGUCUCCGUUCCAUGGACGUGUUUCAACUUGUGCCCGCUUCGAAAGAUUGCCCUGUUCUUCCAUGGGAGGAAGCCCAAGAAAGUAUGUGGAACUAAUUGGUAUCUCGGAGACUGUUCAAGAGGACGUCCUGAAGUCUUUGAGAGAUUUUCCAUGGAGAAAGGCAGAAACUUUAUUGAUGCAGAGGUUGAUGUCUCUGGGAAGAACUCUGUUGAAGUGGUCUUUUGUUGCCUGGUUUGUUAUAAGCUCUGUAUCUGAUGUCUUAACCUCCAUAGCCAUCAGUCAAGAACUCAUGGUACCUUUAGGUCUGCUCAUUGGCUGUUUGGUCUGUGAACUCUUGAAAGAGACAGCGAGCGUAAUGCUUCCAGACUCAGAGGAAAAAGGUUUAUACUUUCAGUUCUUUGGAAUCAGCUGCUUCUUCGUCAUUAUCAAGUUUGUCUCUGCAAUUUUCGGAUCAAGAACACGGAUGUUUCUUCUCCAUUUUGGAAAUGGUGGCGUCCUUCAACUUCUAUGGCUGUUCUCGGGAAUGUUAUGGAGGAGAAGUAGCUGCACAACUGAACAGAAUCGUUCUCCGGAGGAUGCUUCCGAGUAGCUUCUCUUUCGGGUGUCACAGAGAUAUUUCACCGAUGCUUUCUGAAAGGGUUCAAUGGCCGAUGCAGAACCUUGGAGCCAGAUUGCUCCCAUUAGAUCAAUCUGUAAGCAAAAAAACCUGCAUCUUGAUGCAAUAUUAGUGAAGACGAUGUAAGUUCGUUAGAUCAGUAGGCUACAUGUGAAACAUUUGGUUCUUCGGGUCGGUUCACUGUCACCGUCACAAACCCGACACUGUAAUCAGGUUUUGUUCGGUUUAGAAGGUGACAGUUUCCCAGGAAUCUCCAUCUUUAUCAGACUUGCCUUUUGUGUUAA